This is a messenger RNA of Closterium sp. Naga37s-1, 2457 nucleotides long. Lineage: Eukaryota; Viridiplantae; Streptophyta; Zygnematophyceae; Desmidiales; Closteriaceae. The record is from the annotation of a GenBank genome assembly.
AUGAUCCCGUUUCAUUCUCCCCCGCCAAUCUUCUUACCCAGGAUUUUCCCCUCCCUGUUUCGCAUUCCAUCCAUCUCUUCCCCCAUCCCUUCUCCUCCCCCUACCCCCGCGCAGCGCGCGAUGGCCCCGCGCCCGAAGAAGAAGGCGGUGCUGCGCGCCUCCGAUCGCGCCAGCUCGGCGGCCGACUCGCACGCGGCGCACCACGCGGCGCGGUGGGCGUCGAUGCGCUCGCUGCUGCUCCUGGGCGGCGCGGGAAUGCUCUUCUACUUCCUCCUCGCGCGCUCCGACUACUCCGCGGGGUACCGCCACGGCGGACCCAUGGGCGCAUGGCGGGGCGGGGCCGCGGGCGGAAUGGACGAGCGCUGGAUGGGCGGGGACGACCAGUGGGGCGCGCGCGGGGGCGCAAUGGGGAGGGGGGAGUGGAGAGGCGCCGGGGGGCAGUUUGGGGAUCGGCACGGGUUUGAGGGCGCGGCGGGCGGGUGGCAGGGCGCUGGCGGGGGGGACUGGCGGAACGACGGGGGAGGGCCGCGGCAGCUGGCUGGCGGCGAUAGGAUGGGGGGGGCGCAGGGAGGGGGAUGGGGGCAGCAAGGGGCCGCUGGAGGGUGGGACGCGGGGAGAGGGGGGAACGGCUUUCCGCAACAGGGGGGGGGAUGGGGGGCAGGCGGGGGGAUUCAAAUGCCAGGCGAAGGGGGGGCAGGGGGGAUAGGCGGAGGGGCUGGGGGAAUGGCUACUGGCGGGGGCGGGUGGGGCGGAUUGAGAGGGGGAGCAUCAGGCGGGAUGGUUGAGCCCCAGCAGACGAUGCCGCAGGGGGCACUGCCCAUGCAGCACGGCGGGCAGGGCGGACAGGGCGCGCAGGGCGGGCAGUGGGGCGGCGCAGGGGGCGGGGAGAGCAGCGGGUGGAGCAGCGGCACGGCAGCCCAGGCGCUCUCCCAGCAGCAGCAGGGCGGACAGUGGGGGGCGGAGGGCGCCACCUCUGCAGCAGCAGGGGGAGGGGGAGAGGCUGGGGGAGCAGGGUUGGGAGGGGGAGCAGGGGAGAGCGCGUUCCUGAGUGCGCCACACGCGCACUGGAAGCCGGUGGACGGGCAGUUCCCCCUGGAGGGCGGCACACCCCAGCGGUCGUACCUGACGGUGGACAUCUCGCGCACGCUGCUCAAGCGCGUGCACCUCGACGCCACUCGCUUCACCGACGAGGCCAAGCCCAAACCCAAGGGCUCGCCCCCGCCACGCGCCUCGCGCGGCCCCCCGUGCCCCGACUUUGAGUUUGCGUACGAGCGGUUGCCCGGUGUGGGGUCGUGCUGGGAGGCGCCCCUGGCGGACAGCAGCCGCACGCCCACUCGCUACCCCGCCAACUGCCCCUCGCUGGACGAAAGCUGCAUCCAGGAAACCGACUUUCAGCCGCACCCGAAGUGGGCCGCUCAGGUGCUGGUACUACACAACGUGUAUGUGAACCUGGCAGGGCAGGUGUUCAACGAGACGCACCUCUUCGACCACAACGCCUGCGCCGUCACGCUGGCCGCCGCCAACUUCCGCUACGCCUCUGGGCGCACGCGCGUGCGGCGCUUCAAGGAGCUCUUGUCGCUCGUUGACUGGUUCGCCUGGUCCGCACGCGCCUACCUGCUCGAACUCAUCCCACUCUUCGUCUCGCUGCGCAAGGUGAUGCCAGCGAUGAGGGGCGUGGCGGUGGCGGUGGGGCACCGGCUGACGCACAGGCGCAACCAGAUGCAACAGAUGGUGGCGCUGGGCGCGGAGGACAUUCUGGGCGUGCAGCUGAGCCGCAUGAACGUGCACGUGCUGCAGGGCGCUGACCUCUUCUUCGCUGAGAAACUCAUCCUCCCACUGCACCAGCGCUGCGGCCAACCAUCGCGCGCCAUGUGGCAGUACAUCCGAAACCACCACUUCCUGCCCAAGAAUGGCCUUCCCAUGUUCUACUCUGACUACCGCCCCACAGCAGUGGCGGAGAACCCGCCCCCCAAGGACUCGUUCACGCCGCGCAACGACUGGGUGGUGCUGCUGGGGUGGAAGAACUCGCGCGAGGAGCUGCUCAAGUCGCUGCGCCUCAAGGAGCAGCUGGAGGAGCUCUUCCCCGCCGACCGCGUGGUGGUGUACCGCGAGGGCGCCCACAGCAUCCCGCGCCGCAAAGACCUGCUCAACCGCGCUCACCUGCUCGUGGCGCCGCACGACAACCUGCUGGCCGACCUCGUCUUCAUGCCGCCCGGCGCCGCCGUGCUGGAGAUCCGCCCCGUGGACGACCCCGACCCCGUCUUCCACCUGCUGGCUGACGUGUGCGACAUCGAGUACUACCUGGCGUUCAGUGAGCCCGUGGACAAGGGCAAGGGCAAGGCGGGGAAGGGGGGGGAGGUGGCGCUGCGGGCGAAGGACCCCAAGGGCGUUGAGCGGCUGCUCAAGGAUAUUUCCAGGAAGGUUCUGGCCAAGGUGGAGCAGCUGAAGCACGUGUAG